UGUUCAGCAUAUGAAGCAGGAGAGGUGUCUGGAUCGCUCUGUUCUGAUCUUUGCGAACAUAAUAAAAUUCAGCUUGGACAAUGUCUCUCAACGGUGCCUGAAAAGCAAAUCUAUGAAGCAGACUGGGAGGACAAGCAAGUUAUACUUAAAAUCAAUGUGACCUGGUUCAAGGAGUUCGGUACACGCCAGGACAUGAAAGACAACGAUGCAGCGGCGAUGUAUAAGAACGACGUUUCCGCGAGAGCAAGAACGAUGUUUGGAGAUUGCUCUCAAUGCCGCAAACUAACAUCUGCUUUAGCGAUUCUUGGAGAUGGAAACAGUGAUGGGAUAGUGACAGGUACCGAGGCCAAAACAUUCAUUUCCUUGCUGCAGUUAAUAGAACCCUUGAUGUUGAUAGCUUUAAAUGACAGCAAGCACACUGUGGAUGUCUAUGGGUAUUGUGGUGGGCUGUACGCAGUCGAGAAAGUGCCUCUUAUCGCCUCAAAAAUAUUUGGAACUACCUGGGAACUGUUGGAACUACCCGGGGAUGUGUUAGAACCACUUCAGGUUACUUUCAAUUACUACGUCGGAAAAAUCGUUCAUGCUGCAGCUUUUUAUGCGCGAUAUGCCGAUGCAAUUUUAAACAGGACUUUCGCUUUGAAUGAUUACCCUAUUUUUUCUAACUUCUUUUCGGUACAUUUUCCAAGCAGAAGGGAAAAAUUUCAGUUUGCAUUUUCCUUGCUCGAUACGAUAAUGAGCCUGUCGGAACAUCCUUACGGCCUAGUGCAGCAGUGUGACGGACACCUAGGAAAUUUUGGGAUCACUAGCAACGCAUCUGUCAAAAUUAUUGAUUUGGAUUUGUUGUUUCCCUAUUUUUACAUUAAGGAUCAUCUGGAGCGAAAAGAAUGUCUGUCAGACGAGGUGUGUUGGGUAGGAAAUAAUCGCUUUUGUUUGUCAACUUGUGAUUCCAGGAAGGGAUUUUGCUCAUCAGACAUGCUGUACCAAGAUUUACACGUCGUUUGCGAAGGUUUUUUACCUCAAAUCUUCGAUGAUUCUGGUAUUGUAGAAGCAAAAGGACAUAACAAUACUGUACUGAGACGGGCUAUAGAGGGCCUUGGCUCGUAUUGCAGUAAACUACCAUCGGUGUACUCAUCCCGUGAAAUGAGACUUAGGAUCCUUAAUGUCAAAAAGAAGCUUCAAUCGAUU
Molecule: messenger RNA, 1185 nt
Organism: Porites evermanni
Lineage: Eukaryota; Metazoa; Cnidaria; Anthozoa; Scleractinia; Poritidae
Source: the annotation of a GenBank genome assembly